Mesoplodon densirostris (Blainville's beaked whale) is the source of this 1488-nucleotide messenger RNA. RefSeq names its product acetylcholine receptor subunit beta-like. Gene Ontology annotation, cellular component: neuron projection; synapse; postsynaptic membrane. The record is from RefSeq and is a predicted model, not a curated record. Lineage: Eukaryota; Metazoa; Chordata; Mammalia; Artiodactyla; Ziphiidae. The transcript has 11 exons. Gene Ontology annotation, biological process: monoatomic ion transmembrane transport; nervous system process; chemical synaptic transmission. The coding region runs from base 1 to 1488 and encodes 495 amino acids. Gene Ontology annotation, molecular function: transmembrane signaling receptor activity; acetylcholine-gated monoatomic cation-selective channel activity.
AUGACCCCAGGGGCGCUGGUGCUGCUGCUGGGGGCGUUGGGGGCGCCUUUCGCCCCGGGCGCCCGCGGCUCGGAGGCAGACAGCCGAGUCCGCGAGAAACUUUUCUCGGGCUAUGAUAGCUCGGUGAGGCCGGCGCGGGAGGUGGGAGACCGCAUCGGGGUCAGCAUUGGUCUCAGCCUAGCGCAAUUAAUCAGCCUGAACGAGAAGGAUGAGGAGAUGAGCACAAAGGUCUCCUUAGACCUGGAGUGGACUGACGACAGGCUGAGCUGGGACCCUGAGGAGCACGAGGGCAUCGCUUCACUCCGCAUCACUGCCGAAUCCGUGUGGCUACCAGACGUGGUGCUCCUAAACAACAACGACAGAAAUGUUGACGUUGCUCUGGACAUCAGCAUCGUGGUGUCCUCCGACGGCUCCGUGCGCUGGCAGCCCCCGGGCACCUGUCGCAGCAGCUGCAGCAUCCAGGUCACCUACUUCCCCUUUGACUGGCAGAACUGCACCAUGGUGUUCAGUUCCUAUAGCUAUGACAACUCAGAAGUCAGUCUGCAGACCGGCUUGGGUCCCGAUGGGCAGGAGCGGCAGGAAGUGCACAUUCAUGAAGACACCUUUAUCGAGAAUGGUCAAUGGGAGAUUAUUCACAAGCCUUCUCAGCUAAUCCAGCCUCCAGUGGAUCCUAGGGGAGGGGGGGAAAGACGGCGUGAAGAAGUCACCUUCUACCUCAUCAUUCGUCAGAAGCCUCUCUUUUACGUGGUCAACGUCAUUGCCCCACGCAUCCUCAUCACUCUUCUGGCCAUCUUCGUCUUCUACCUGCCACCAGAUGCAGGAGAGAAGAUGGGGCUCUCGAUCUUUGCCCUGCUGACCCUUACUGUGUUCCUGCUGCUGCUGGCAGACAAAGUGCCUGAGACCUCCCUGUCUGUCCCCAUCAUUACCAAAUACCUCAUGUUUACCAUGGUCCUCGUCACCUUCUCAGUCAUCCUUAGCAUCGUAGUCCUCAACCUGCACCAUCGCUCACCCCACACCCACCAAAUGCCCCUUUGGGUCCGUCAGAUCUUUAUCCACAAACUGCCUCCGUAUCUGGGUCUGAAGAGACCCAAACCUGAGAGAGACCAGAUACCGGAGCCACCUCCUAUACCUCUCAGGGAUUCUCCAGGAAGUGGCUGGGGUCGGGGAACAGAUGAAUAUUUCAUCCGCAAGCCAUCACAAGAUUUUCUCUUCCCCAAACCCAACAGGUUCCAGCCUGAACCGUCUGCCCCGGACCUGCGGCCAUUUAUCGAUGGUCCAAGCCGGGCUGUGGGCCUGCCUCCCGAGCUACGGGAGGUCGUUUCCUCAAUCAGCUACACCGCUCAACAGCUGCGGGAACAGGAGGACCACGACGCGCUGAAGGAGGACUGGCAGUUUGUGGCCAUGGUGGUGGACCGCCUCUUCCUGUGGACCCUCGUCAUCUUUCUGGAUGCCACGUACCACUUGCCCCCUCCCGACCCCUUUCCUUGA